Molecule: messenger RNA, 5675 nt
Organism: Carlito syrichta (Philippine tarsier)
Lineage: Eukaryota; Metazoa; Chordata; Mammalia; Primates; Tarsiidae
Gene: TUT7
Product: zinc finger CCHC-type containing 6
Exons: 27
Coding region: 250-4740 (1496 amino acids)
Molecular function (GO): RNA uridylyltransferase activity; zinc ion binding; nucleic acid binding
Source: RefSeq, a predicted model, not a curated record
AAUCGCGCACAAUGAGACAGCGCUGAGCGCCGGAAGUGGGGCCGAAGGAAAACACGGAGAGGGAGCCCGGCCGGGACAGGAAGAGGCUGGGGACCGCGGCGGAGGUGGUGAGUGCUCCCGGGCGCCUUCUCCCCCGCGUCCCUGCCGCACUCGUCUCCGGGCUGGGUCUCCGGCGGGCUUCCCAGGCUCCGGAGUCGAGGCCGGGCCUGGACCCCGAGGUGCGAAGUAAGAAAAUUGAGAUCAAAGACCAUGGGAGACGCAGCAAAAUCUUACUUUGUGAAGCGCACUAAAGACCGAGGGGCUAUGGAUGAUGAUGAUUUCAGAAGGGGGCACUCCCAACAGGAUUAUUUAAUAAUGGAUGAUUAUGCUAAAGGCCAUGGCAGUAAAAUGGAAAAGGGCCUUCCAAAAAAAAAGAUGACACCAGGGAACUAUGGGAAUACCCCUAGAAAAGGACCAUAUGCCGUUUCCAGCAAUCCAUAUGCAUUUAAAAACCCAAUCUACAGUCAACCUGCUUGGAUAAAUGACAACCACAAAGAUCAGAGUAAGAGAUGGGUAUCUGAUGAACUUACUGGUAAUUCAGACAGUUGGAGAGAAUUCAAACCCGGACCUAGAGUUCCUGUGAUAAGCCGACCAAGAAAAGACUCCUUUCAAGAAAGUGAAGAUGGUUAUAGGUGGCAAGACACAAGAGGCUGCAGAAGUGUAAGACGACUGUUUCAUAAAGAUCUUUCAAGCCUAGAAACCAUGUCAGAAAUGGAAACAGGAAGUCCUGAAAACAAGAAGCAGCGGUCUAGACCUAGGAAACCACGGAGGACUAGAAAUGAGGAAACUGAGCAGGACGGAGACUUGGAAGGCCCUGUGAUUGACGAGUCUGUGCUUUCAACAAAGGAACUGCUGGGUUUACAGCAGGCUGAGGAGCGACUGAAAAGAGACUGCAUUGACAGGCUAAAAAGGCGACCACGAAACUACCCAACAGCAAAGUACACCUGCAGACUCUGUGAUGUUUUAAUUGAAUCCAUUGCAUUUGCCCAUAAGCAUAUCAAAGAGAAGAGGCACAAGAAAAACAUUAAGGAAAAGCAGGAGGAAGAGUUGCUCACUACGUUACCCCCGCCAACAGCCCUACAGAUCAAUGCAAUUGGCAUUGCCAUUGACAAAGUGGUGCAGGAGUUUGGCUUACACAAUGAGAACUUGGAACAAAGGCUAGAAAUUAAACGUAUCAUGGAAAAUGUGUUCCAACACAAGUUACCAGAUUGUUCUCUAAGAUUAUAUGGAUCAUCCUGUAGCAGAUUGGGUUUCAAAAAUUCGGAUAUAAACAUUGAUAUUCAAUUUCCAGCCAUCAUGUCUCAGCCAGAUGUCCUCUUACUUGUUCAAGAAUGUUUAAAGAACAGUGACUCUUUUAUCGAUGUUGAUGCAGAUUUCCACGCUAGGGUGCCGGUGGUGGUAUGCAGAGAAAAGCAAAGUGGUCUUCUUUGUAAAGUGAGUGCAGGAAAUGAAAAUGCUUGUCUGACAACAAAACAUUUAACUGCCCUUGGUAAACUAGAACCAAAGCUGGUUCCUUUGGUGAUUGCAUUUAGAUACUGGGCAAAGCUUUGCAGUAUAGAUCACCCUGAAGAAGGAGGCUUGCCACCUUAUGUGUUUGCCCUGAUGGCCGUUUUCUUUCUUCAACAGAGGAAAGAACCCCUUUUACCUGUUUAUCUAGGAUCAUGGAUUGAAGGGUUCUCAUUAAACAAACUAGGGAACUUCAACCUUAAAGAUAUUGAGAAAGACUCUGUAAUCUGGGAAUACACUGAUGAUGCUGCAGGCGGCGCAGACACAACAAAAGAAGAGGCACCAAAAGAAAUGCCAGUUAAAAUGGGCCAGGUACCAUUAAUAUUUGAUAUGAAACACCAGCCUUCAGUACCAGUUGGGCAGCUCUGGGUGGAAUUGCUGCGAUUCUAUGCUUUAGAGUUUAAUUUGGCUGAUCUAGUGAUAAGUAUUCGUGUCAAAGAAUCAGUAUCUCGGGAAUCAAAGGACUGGCCCAAAAAGCGAAUUGCCAUUGAAGAUCCCUAUUCUGUUAAAAGAAAUGUGGCAAGGACCCUAAAUAAUCAACCUGUGUUUGAAUAUAUACUUCAUUGUUUAAGGACAACAUAUAAAUAUUUUGCUCUUCCACACAAAGUAGUAAAAUCCAGCCCUCCAAAGCCUCUGAGUAUGGUUAUAGAACAUUCUAAAGAAGUAAUACAUCAUGAACCAGAUGUACAACCAAAAGAUAAUAAACUCAAAAACUCAGUUUUGGCUCAAGGUUCUGGUGCUACCAGUUCAACUGCAAAUACCUGUAAAGCACAGACACAUACUCUUAAAGAGACUGCCAAAAGUUUGGGAAGCCCACCAGUGGAAGAUAGGGAAAACAAACGCAUCAGUGUCCACCUGGAAAACUCAGACUGUGUCCAGGCAGAGGUCAGUUGUGAUGAUUAUGAGGAUGUUAAAAUACACUAUCAAGAAACAGAAGGUAAAAAAGAGGAAGAGAAAAUUGGAAGGAAGGGCAGGCAUCCUCUGACUGUCAGUGAUCAAGAUUUAAGCAGUAGCAAGCGUGGAGAGUUUGUCAUCUGUGGCAGCACAUGGAAUAACGAGACAGACACCACUCUGGAUUUAGAAGGCCUCCGUAAUGCUACAGCUAAAGAGUGUGAUGGAUUUGCUACUUUAGAUGACCAGGUUGAUGCUGAUGAAGAAAACGUAGAAAGUACUGAUGAACCAGAAGACUCUCUAGACCACUGUGCCCCUUCAACACAGGGCCAGACUUCAGAAGUCAUUCACUCUGACGAAGAAGAUGAGGAGGAGGAGGAGGAGGAGGAAGAGGAAGAACCCAGGCUCGCCACUGACCAGAGGGAAGACGAAGAUGGCGUGGCUAAUGAAGAUGAAUUAGACAACACCUACACUGGAUCAGGGGAUGAGGAUGCUCUGUCUGAAGAGGACGACGAGUUGGGCGGGCCAGCUAAGUUCGGAGACUUGAGAGAAUGCGGAAAACAUAUAGAUGGUGCUCUACUUGUGGAGCUUCAUAAAAUAAAUCUUGAAGAAGAAAAUGUGUGUGAGGAAAAUUCACCAGAGGAGGAGUCUGAUUUCUUCUAUGAGUUUAGUAAACUUAUCUUCACCAAGGGCAAGUCUCCUACAGUAGUUUGCAGCUUAUGCAAACGAGAAGGUCAUCUAAAGAAGGACUGUCCUGAGGACUUCAAAAGAAUCCAGCUGGAGCCUCUACCACCACUAACACCCAAGUUUUUAAAUAUCUUAGAUCAAGUUUGCAUCCAGUGUUACAAGGAUUUUUCUCCAACAAUUUUAGAAGAUCAGGCUCGUGAACAUAUUCGGCAAAACCUAGAAUGUUUCAUAAGACAGGACUUUCCAGGAACUAAAUUGAGCUUGUUUGGCUCCUCCAAAAAUGGAUUUGGGUUCAAACAGAGUGACCUUGACGUCUGUAUGACAAUUAAUGGACUUGAAACUGCUGAGGGGUUGGACUGUGUCAGAACUAUUGAAGAAUUAGCAAGAGUCCUCAGAAAACAUUCAGGUCUGAGAAACAUCUUACCUAUUACGACAGCAAAGGUGCCAAUUGUGAAGUUCUUCCAUUUGAGAAGUGGUCUGGAAGUGGAUAUCAGUUUGUAUAACACUUUGGCCCUUCAUAACACAAGGCUUUUAUCUGCUUAUUCAGCCAUUGAUCCCAGAGUGAAAUAUCUGUGCUAUACUAUGAAAGUAUUUACAAAGAUGUGUGACAUUGGUGAUGCGUCUCGAGGCAGCUUAUCGUCAUACGCAUACACUCUCAUGGUGCUGUAUUUUCUCCAGCAGAGGAAUCCACCAGUCAUUCCUGUCCUUCAAGAGAUAUACAAAGGUGAAAAGAAACCUGAAAUAUUUGUUGAUGGCUGGAAUAUUUAUUUUUUUGAUCAAAUAGAUGAACUGCCUACCUAUUGGCCAGAAUAUGGAAAAAAUACAGAAUCUGUUGGUCAGCUGUGGUUGGGCCUUCUUCGUUUCUACACAGAGGAAUUUGACUUUAAAGAACAUGUUAUUAGCAUCAGGAGAAAAAGUCUGCUUACAACUUUUAAGAAACAGUGGACUUCAAAAUACAUUGUUAUUGAAGAUCCCUUUGAUUUGAAUCAUAAUCUUGGAGCUGGAUUAUCAAGGAAAAUGACAAAUUUUAUAAUGAAAGCUUUUAUCAAUGGUAGAAGAGUAUUUGGUAUUCCCGUCAAAGGAUUUCCAAAGGACUCCUCAAAAAUGGAGUACUUUUUUGAUCCCGAUGUACUAACAGAAGGAGAGCUGGCCCCAAAUGAUAGAUGCUGUCGAAUUUGUGGGAAAAUUGGACACUUCAUGAAGGACUGUCCUAUGAGAAGAAAAAUAAGGCGACGGCGAGAUCAGGAAGAUGCCCUGAACCAAAGAUAUCCUGAGAACAAAGAAAAAAGAAGCAAAGAGGACAAAGAAAUCCAAAACAAGUGCACAGAAAGGGAGCCUUCCAUAAAAGAAGAUAAGCCCAUGCAGUGCACACCUCAAAAAGCCAAGCCAGUGAGGGCCACUGUUGACCUGGGGAGGGAAAAGCUUCUCAGGCCACCAGUGGAAAAGUGGAAGAGACAGGAUGACAAAGACUUGAGAGAAAAGCGUUGUUUUAUUUGUGGACGAGAAGGGCACAUUAAAAAGGAAUGCCCACAGUUUAAAGGCUCUCCAGGUAGCCUUUCCAGUAAAUAUAUGACUCAGGGAAAAGCCUCAGCGAAGAGGACCCAGCAGGAAUCAUGAGGGAAGGAACUUGCAGCACUCUAAAUGGCCACUCAGGCAUUCCCAUUGACUUGGAAAAUUAGGUUCAUUCCACAGGACACAGCAGCAUAGAUCAGGCUUCUACUUAACGUUGAAGGGAAAUGUCAGGUUUUUUUUAAUUUAAUGAAACUCUUAAUGAGGAAAAAAAUUUUAAUAUAGUCUUAUCUACCACAAAUCCCUGUAGAUUUAAGGAUUUUGAUAGGAGGCCAUGAUGUAUGUAUUUAAGCCAGGCUAAAAGAACAAAGUUAACUGUGGACUAGUAUUCAAUGAAUACACUCAUGGUUUUUAACUCUUUCAAAGCACAUUGAAAAUAUGUGCUGAUAAACCCCAAGUAAAUUAAUCCUUUUUUUCCCUACAAAUCCUUUUUUUUGUUUUGAAGAGGGGAAAUUAUAUUUAUUGUUGUUUACUGAAUCCUUGUGUGAGAGCGUAUCAAAUAUGUGUGAACUGCUACUACUGUACUUCCAAUUUACAAACAUUUUAUUGUUGUUUGUAGAAGUGAUAACAUGGACAUGAGUACCUAUUUAUGUAGACCUUCAGUGGGUGAGCAGUGCCACUCAGAGGUCUCUGGGUUUUUCCCUCUCUAAUUUUAAGUAAAUUGACAUAUAACUACUACGCCUAUAAAAAUGAAGUAAGGAAACAAGUAGUCCUGUUUACCACUAAAAACAUUUUCAAAGGAAAAAUGACAAAAUGAAAGUACUUUUUACUUUUUAUGAUAUCCAGAAAUUAAGGUGGAGAACUUUUUAGAAUUUCUGAUGAUCAAAGAGGCUCUCUCUGCCAGUCACAAGUGUGGUUGGGGUCAUUCUGGGUCUGACUGGAGCCUUCCUGGACUGUUGCUCUAACUUCACAAGCCCUGCAGAUGUAGUACAUGCCUCGGUUUAUUUAUCCUUUUGAAAUAAAAUCAGAAUUUCAACCUGUAA